CCAACUGGUCCAGUAAGAGUAAGGAGCCACCGCCAGGUCCAAAAAGUUCCCCUUCUCCAGUUCACAAACCUCCAAUUCCACUUCAAUCAGGUUCCCGCUUUGUCACUGCCGGCCUCGCGUCUGCUGUUUCCCACGCGUUUUCGCUGAAAGCUCCCGUUCGUUUCUUGGAACAGGCUCAUUAGCAGCAUCCAUCAUCGCCUUCAUUCGUUUGCCCCCUACCACAAUCAGUCACAAUGGCGACUCCCUCCACCAUCACGCCUUCCAGCCAUGUCGGUUUCGACAGCAUCACCUCGCAGAUUGAGCGCAAGCUGCUGAAGCGCGGAUUCCAGUUCAACGUUAUUUGCGUUGGCCAGACUGGCUUGGGCAAGUCGACGCUCAUCAACACCAUCUUCGCCUCGCAUCUCAUCGACUCAAAGGGUCGUCUGCAGCCCGACGAGCCCAUCCGCUCCACCACCGAGAUUCAGGGGGUCUCUCACCUCAUUGAGGAGAACGGUGUCCGUUUGAGGCUCAACAUUGUUGACACCCCUGGAUACGGAGACCUUGUCAACAACGACCGCUGUUGGGAUCCCAUCGUCAAGUACAUCAAGGACCAGCACUCCGCGUACCUGCGAAAGGAGCUUACCGCUCAGCGAGAGCGAUACAUUCCCGACACGCGCAUUCACUGCUGUCUGUUCUUCAUUCAGCCCUCUGGCCACUCCCUCAAGCCCAUCGAUAUCGUCGUCUUGAAGAAGCUGUCCGAUGUUGUCAACGUUGUGCCCGUCAUUGCCAAGGCGGAUACCCUGACUGUCGAGGAGCGCUUGGAGUUCAAGGAGCGUAUCAAGGCCGAGUUUGCCUUCCACAACCUCAAGAUGUUCCCGUACGAUAACGAGGAGUUUGACGACGAGGAGCGAGCUUUGAACCAGCAGAUCAAGAGCUUGGUUCCUUUUGCGGUUGUUGGCUCUGAGAAGAACAUCAUUGUCAACGGCAAGCAAGUCCGCGGUCGUCAGAACCGCUGGGGCGUCAUCAACGUUGAGGAUGAGAACCACUGCGAAUUUGUCUACCUGCGAAACUUUUUGCUCCGAACCCACCUCCAGGACCUUAUCGAGACCACCUCCCAGAUUCACUACGAGACAUUCCGUGCCAAGCAGCUGCUUGCACUGAAGGAGAGCAGCGCACACGGUGGUGGUGCCGCCAGCAGACCGAUCAGCCCUGCUGCUGACCGUGAGAUGAGCCGAGGCUCCCAGCGAAUGGGCAUGAAUGGAUACUAAGCUUUCGCUCUGUGCUUAAUAUUCGGUUGGUAGGGAGAGCGAUGGCGUCUCUGGGCGGUAACGGUGAUGAGCCAGUCUUGCGAUAUUUUCACCUCGGGAUUGGUGUUGUCCGCAGUAAAGGGAAAAAGCAGUGUAUUUUCUAUUUUGGAGAAGUGAGGAUUGGCUGUCUCGCACCGCAAUCCGGCUCAACAAUGGCCUUGUUCGCAUCGAACAAGGGCACGAGAGGUGAAAGCACUGAGAGACGACAUGCGAUCGAAAACGACUGGGCGCGUAUACCAGCCACGCGAUGUUUAUAAGGGCGGCAUGCACUGUGGCUAUUGUGAGCCUCUCAGUGGCCCGACGCACCUCGCCUACGGUCCUUUUAUACGCCUUUUAUUUUGUCUUUUUUUAGUAGUAUCAUCGGAGCCUUCCUUGACCAUUUUUCUUACGUUUUAAUCAGAUCCCCAUACCUGUACUUCCAAUAUACCUACAGUUAGUUGAGUCGUCUAGGAAGAGAGUGGCAGAGUGUGGAGAGAUAGAGAGAGUAUGAUAUGUUGAUUAAUUUUGCAUUUUCUCUUUG
Molecule: messenger RNA, 1806 nt
Organism: Trichoderma virens Gv29-8
Lineage: Eukaryota; Fungi; Ascomycota; Sordariomycetes; Hypocreales; Hypocreaceae
Exons: 3
Coding region: 234-1247 (337 amino acids)
Biological process (GO): cytoskeleton-dependent cytokinesis
Cellular component (GO): cell division site; microtubule cytoskeleton; septin complex
Molecular function (GO): GTPase activity; GTP binding; molecular adaptor activity
Source: RefSeq, a predicted model, not a curated record